Messenger RNA from Punica granatum (pomegranate), 519 nucleotides. NCBI's taxonomy places the organism in Eukaryota, Viridiplantae, Streptophyta, Magnoliopsida, Myrtales, Lythraceae. The record is from RefSeq and is a predicted model, not a curated record.
AUGGCUCCGCCUUCUACUCGGCGGGCAACCGUGAACUCCACGCCAGUGCUUACCACUUCGCUUGAUUGUGGUCCAGCAGCUCCAGCUUCCCCUCCUUCAUACAACAGCGUUCCCCCACCAGCAGCAGAUGAUAUGCAGGCUCAGAUCCAAAUCUUCAAGCAGAGUGCUCGGGAGAUUGCCUCUCGGUUGCUGUUCCACGCUGAAGUCGGUGCUAGUGUUGGCGGCGGAGGAUUUGAUGCCAAGCAAGCCAGGGUCUACAGUGGUAGCGGAUAUGAUCCAUCCGGUGGAGAUAGGAUGCCUGCCUUAGAUUCAGCACCAUCGGCGAUUCCUAUUUCAUAUAAUAAUGACGGCCAGGGCAGUACCAUGAAGAUUGAGAUCCCCGACGACCAAGCCGGUUUUAUUAUUGGGGAGGGUGGGGAGACUAUCAAGUCCCUUCGGGACGAGUUUGCGGCUAAAGUGCAGAUCACUCGUGAUGUGGAUGCAGAUUCCCAUGCUCCUGAGAAGAAAACAAAACAGUAG